CUUUCCUUGAUUUGUUUUUGGACAGAGGGCUCUCCCCUCUCUGACCGUCUCUUUCUCUCCCCCCAUUGUUGCUUAAUCUUUGAGCUUUGUGUAGGAGUCUUUACAGUGAGAUUUUACAAAAGUUUUGUAAAUAAAAGUGAGAGAGCUCGUCGUACUCUUCGCAACGGUAGUCUCGGAUUCAUGAUCAGACAAGCUUUGCAUUUUCAGAUUUGCUUUUCUUCAUAUUUUGAGACUGAACAUACAAGUUAUUAAUUCAUUUGGUAGAGCGUUGUCUUUGUUCCUAGACUACUGCUGUGAAAGUCCAAAAAGCCUGCCUCAUCAUCAAUGCUUCGGUUUUCUUAUCACGUUUUCUUGAGCUUUAGGGGUGAAGAUACUCGCAGGACAUUCACUGAUCACCUUUACACAGCUUUAGUGCAUGCAGGGAUCCACACGUUUAGAGAUGAUGACGAACUUGAGAGAGGAGAGGAUAUUGAAUCAAACCUAAAGAAGGCAAUCCAACAGUCAAGAAUUUCAAUAAUCGUCUUGUCAAAAGACUAUGCAUCUUCUAAGUGGUGCCUUAAUGAACUUGUGAAGAUACUUGAACGCAAGAGAACUGUCAAUCAUAUAAUACUUCCUGUAUUCUUCCACGUGGCUCCAUCCCAUGUCAAGAACCAAACAGGGAGCUUUGCAGAAGCAUUUGAAAAACACAAGAUGGGAUUUGAAGCAGAGACCGAUGACAGAAAACAAGAGAGGCUUGCAAAGGUAGAGACAUGGAGGGAAGCUCUGAGUGAAGUUGCGGAUUUGCCAGGGAUGAUCUUAGAAGAUGGGCAUGAGUCAAGAUUUAUUCAGAAAAUUGUGAAGGAGAUUGCGAAUAAAUUGAAUCGCAGAGUCUUGAGUGUAGGCCCCUACCAAAUUGGAAUUAAUUCUCGUAUAGAAGAGAUUAAUUCCUGGUUACAAGAUGAGGCAACUGUUGUUGGCAUUGUGACUCAUAGGAUUCCAGUUUAUAAUCUUAACUUCGACAAAUUUGAAGGUAGCAGUUUUCUUGCAAAUAUUAAGGAAAUAUCAGAACAACACGAUGGCUUGGUUUGUUUGCAAAGAAAGCUACUUCAGGAUAUUUUGAAAGGGAAACAUACAAAAAUUCGCAGUGUUGAUGAAGGUAUUAGUAAGAUCAAAGGUGCUAUAUGCUGUAAAAGAGUUUUUCUUGUGCUUGAUGACGUGGAUGAAGUGGAGCAAUUAAAUGCGGUACUCAUGAUGCAAGAUUGGUUUUCUCCGGGAAGUAAAAUUAUCAUAACAACUAGACGUGAGCGGUUGCUAACGGCACAAAAACUUUGUAAGGUACAUAAGGUUAAGGAGCUAAAUGAUGAUGAAUCACUUGAGCUCUUCAGUUUGCAUGCCUUUCAACAAGACCAUCCAAUUGAAGGUUACGUGGAGCACUCAAAAAGAGUAGUGCAGUACUGCAGAGGGCUGCCUUUAGCUCUUCAAGUUUUGGGCUCUUCUCUAUACGACAGAAAUAUAGAUGUGUGGGAAAGUGCAUUAAAGAAAUUGGAAGCAAUUCCUGAUAGCCAAAUCCUUAAAAAACUUAAAAUAAGUUAUGACUCUUUAGAUGACCAUGACAGAAAUCUAUUCCUAGAUGUUGCUUGUUUCUUUGUUAGAAAAGACAGAGACUUCAUUAUUUCAAUACUAGAUGGAUGUGAUUUCCACACAAGAGUAGGGAUUGACAAUCUCAUUGAUAGAUGCCUCUUAACAAUUGAUGAAAAUAACAAGCUAAUGACGCAUCAGUUGCUUCAAGCCAUGGCACGAGAAGUAAUACGACAAGAGUCACCUGAGGAACCUGACAAAAGAAGCAGACUGUGGCAUCAUAAGGAUUCUUUCAAUGUAUUAAUUGAGAAAAGUGGGACCGAAACAAUUGAAGGUCUCAUCCUUAACAUUCAUGCAUCAAACCAAGAUAACUUAUCCUGGGGGGUAAAUAAUUUUAAAAGACACCAUUCUGGUGACUUUCUUGAUGUGUCAACAAUGCUCUAUGAAGGUCAUCCAUCAAAGCGACGUCGUCUAAGCUUCUUGUCUCGCCUCCCCAUAUAUUCUACCUUCAUAGAUUCAUUUGUCACAUCAAAAGACGUAAACAUACAAACUGAUGCGUUUUCAAGAAUGUGCAAAUUGAGACUACUUCAACUCAGUAAUGUACGGCUCACAGGGCAAUAUGAGGUAUUUCCCAAGAAAUUGAGAUGGUUGUGUUGGCGUGGUUACCCUUCGAAAUAUAUACCCAAUGAGUUUCCUUUGGAGAGCUUGGUUGCACUUGACAUGCGCUAUGGCAGACUGGAAAGAUUUUGGAGGGGAACAAAGUUGCUCAAAUUACUGAAAAUCCUCAACCUCAGUCAUUCCCACCGGCUGACCAAUACCCCUGACUUCUCAGAAAUUCCUAAUUUGGAGAGACUAAUUCUUAAAGAUUGCACAAAUCUGAUUGAGGUUCAUGAAUCCAUUGGAGAAUUACGGGGACUUGUUUUGUUGAAUCUAGAAGACUGCAAAAGACUUAGGAAGCUUCCACAACAAAUUGGUCACCUGAAAUCCCUUAGAAAGCUCAUCAUCUCUGGUUGCUCAAAGCUCAAUCAGUUCCCUAUAGAGUUGAGCAACUUGGAAUCUUUGACAGUGUUCCAUGCAAACAGAACUGCUAUAUGUCAAUCACUGUCAACCACUGGCGAGGACAAGUUGUGGUACUCAUUCUUUUGGCCACGGAUAUUGAAACCAGAGAAGUGUCCAAAUUCCAUCAAUUUUCCAUUGGCUUCCUUAUCACGCUCCUUAGUAAGCUUAAGUCUUGCGUACUGCAAUCUACCAGACGAUGCCAUUCCUAGGGAUAUUGGUGGCCUGUCCUUGUUGCAAAGCUUGAAUCUGACAGGGAAUCCAAUUUGUAGUCUACCAGAUUGCAUCAAUUGUCUUACUAUGCUCCAAUCACUUCGUUUAAAUAGUUGCACUAGACUCCAAUCCCUUCCAGAGCUUCCAAUGAGUUUAAGUGACUUGGAUUUACACACAUGCGAGUCUUUAGAAGUGGUAACAAAUCUACCAAACCUGUUGAGAUCACUGGACUUGCUUAUAAAUCUUUGCAGCAAUCUAGUUGAAGUUCAGGGAUUGUUCAAGUUAGUACCCAUUGUAAACAUUGAUGUGGAAAUGAUAAACAAAUUGGGAUUGUUCAACUUGGAUGUCAUAGGAAAAGUUGAGGUGGAAAUGUAUAAUAACCUGACACUUACAAAAAGGAAACUUCCCCUCCAGGGACUCUAUGAAUUUAACAUAUUCAGCACUUCUCUUCCGGGAAGUGAGGUUCCAAGGUGGUUUAGCAUUAAGAGCACAGGGUCCUCAAUUUGUUUUAAAGUGCCUUCACAUCCGAAUCUUAAUAUCCAAGGUUUGAAUGUUUGUGUUGUGAUUGCAACUGCCGAAAAAAGGUCCAAUGAUCCAAGAGAUGAGCACUGGAAUGAGUUUUAUAUUAAAACCAGUAACAAGACGAAGGGUUUGAAAUGGGUCUACAGCCCAACAAUCAUGGGCCUUCCAAAUGGAAGAGGCUAUAAAAACAUGACAUGGUUGAGCCAUUGGAACAUUGGGAAUCAAUUGGAAAGUGGUGAUGAAGUGGAUGUUUCAGUGUUUCUGUGGAAUGCAGUUGAGCUAAAAAACUUUGGCAUUCAUGUUGUGUAUGAACAAGAAAAGAAGGGUACCCAACAGAUCACCGCUCCUCAUCAAAAUGUGAUUGAUCAAGAUUUAUCAGCAUAUCAGGUAAGAACGGGCAUGUACUUCCUUUGCCAUCAUGAUUUUGAUAUCCAGCAAAGCUUCUCAAACGAUGAUGAAUGGACUACAAAGGGCUGGUAUGACUUAUUCUUUGGAGACUCUUUACCACCCAGAGCUGAGUUACCCUGACCAACAUAAGGCAAAUCCUUAGCCUCCUUGUGAUGUAAAGAUGCUAGAGGCUACUAUGAGGCAGAUGCCAAGCUUCCAAAGAGAGCUUUUGCAGAUGAUAGUAGUCAGAGGAACAUGCAGAAGCAAUGGUGGUUCCAGCGCUUGAACAUGGGCUUGUGCAUCCAAACAAAGCAGAAGUCAACUUGUUCUCUAUGCACCUGUUGUAUUUGCUGAUAAAUACUUAUUGUUUGACAUGUCUUCCAAUCAGUGUGAGUCUUUGUUUAUAUUAAAUUUAUUCUUUUGGUCAAA
This is a messenger RNA of Camellia sinensis, 4164 nucleotides long. Lineage: Eukaryota; Viridiplantae; Streptophyta; Magnoliopsida; Ericales; Theaceae. The record is from RefSeq and is a predicted model, not a curated record.